Mustela erminea (ermine) is the source of this 2036-nucleotide messenger RNA. It is a transcript of the gene EFCAB11, whose product is annotated as EF-hand calcium binding domain 11. Bases 107 to 643 code for a protein of 178 amino acids. The record is from RefSeq and is a predicted model, not a curated record. The transcript has 6 exons. Gene Ontology annotation, cellular component: cytoplasm. Gene Ontology annotation, molecular function: calcium ion binding. Lineage: Eukaryota; Metazoa; Chordata; Mammalia; Carnivora; Mustelidae.
UGGAGUUGCCCGGCCAAGUUCAGCUUCCUUAGUUGCAGUGAGGCACUCAGAGGCAACCGGGUUUUGGCCGCGCAGGUGUUGGGUUCUGCAGUUCCUUUCGGUUGUGAUGGUCGCGAUGUUUUUCUCCGAGGCUGGGGCCCGGCCAUGGACGUGGGAAGCCAGCCCCUCAGAACACAAGAAAUGGGUGGAAGUAUUUAAAGCAUGCGAUGAAGAUAACAAGGGCUAUCUAAGCAGAGAGGACUUUAAAGUUGCUGUCAUAAUGCUGUUUGGGUACAAGCCCUCCAAGAUUGAAGCUGAUUUCGCGAUGUCUUCAGUAAAUCCAAAUGCUUCCGGUAUAUCGCUUGAGGAGUUUUUAAGUAUUGUUAGAAAAAAGAAGGAAGUUCGACUCCAUUGGAAUGAAAUAAGACACAUCUUCACAGCUUUUGACAGGCACUAUCGUGGGUAUUUAACUUUGGAAGAUUUCAAGACAGCAUUUAAGCAGGUGGCUCCCAAGUUAUCAGAAAGGACUGUUCUGGAUGUAUUCAGCAGGCAGUUUCCUGUCAGAAUUCAUUUCCCAUUUGGAAAAUCUCUGUCUGACCCACGGUUUUUUGGACACAAUUCAUCCUUCACAUCGUUGAGUCUACCCACUGUCAUCAAUCCAUAGCUCCUCAGAUGCCAAAAGACCCCUUUAUAUUCAGAGUGAUAAAAUCUAUCUAAAACAUCAGAGGAACGAAAACCAAGAAAAAUAUUUAAAGAUUUUAUCCCUGUGAUUUUUCUAAUUAAAAAAAAAUGCUUUUAGUAUGUAUCUGUUUCUGUUAUUAUAUUCUAAGAAACUAAAGUAAUAACCAUUACAAUUGAAGCAAGAUGUGCUUUCUAUUCUCCCUCAAUCUUUACAUGAUUAAAAUUAAGCUUUGGCAUAGCUGCAGUAUAAUUCAGUUCAAUUUAGUGAAUAUAUAUGGAAACCCUUUUGCUGCUGCCCCCUCCCCAUUACUAUGGCAUCUACAAGAACUGCCUUUUCGUCACAAUAAUUGAAUGUGAGAUGUGAGCAUUCCAGAUGUAACUGUGGGGAAAAGUAAAAUUCACUAUGGAAGGGGGUUAGGCUGUGAAUGAAGGGUUUAGGUUGUGAAGGCAUCAUCCAAGAUGCUGGAUCUUAACAAUGUAUUAGUUUUGCCUUGCAAAGGGGAAAGUCUUUCCAGGUUAGAGGUGCUGAGGUUGGAUUCAGCAGGGCAUGUACUGACUCUUGGACAAGGAAGUCACAUGAUGAGAAAGGUCUUCAUCUGGCUGCAGGAUGUACCAUGGAGUAAAGAGGUGGGUGAUCCACUGGAAGCCAUUGUCACUGACUGGGGCCUAAUUGAUGAGGUCCUGCUUCAAGGUUAAAGGAGUUGGAUAUGUGAAAGGAAAUGUGAUAGGAUAUGUGAAAGUCUUAGAAAUGUUACCCAGAAAGAAGCUGAUUACCUCAAAAGCUGAUUGGAUAUUGAGAGGCAAUGCAAAGAAAGCUGCCCAGGUUUGCUCCAAGGGCUGGGAGCCUAGGCAAGCAGAAGAAUCCUGGUGUUAUAUUAGCAGAAAUGGAGAAUUAGAGAAGUGGACCAGGCAGAGCCUGGAGAGGAUGCCCAUGGACAGGAGGGAAGCCAGACAAGGAAUGGUCAGAGGAGAUCCAGGAAACCAUAAUUUCAUGGAAACAAAGGGAAGACAGUAUUUCAGGAAGACAGAGUGAACAGGGAAGUCAAGAAAUAAGAGUCUGAGUUUGAUUUUGUACAGGGAAAAGACAAAAGGUUGACAUUUCAGUAACUUCAGAAAAGUGGUGGAAGUAGAUGCCAGAUAGCAUAGACCCUGAAAAGGCUGGUGUGACUGGUGAGCCUGUAAUACAAGAUCCUUCAGUUAUUUCCAGUAAGAAACCCCUUUGAAGGAACUCCACUCCUUCCCAGACUAGUAACAAAAUGCUAGCCUGUUAUUAAUACCUGUAGAUUUAAAAUGUACCUAUUUUCACGUUGUAACUCAAAAACAUUAUUUUUACAAACCAUUUGGAAAUAACGUUUUUAUUUUGAUUCUUCUCUUUC